UCGCGGGGUUUACACGCGCUAUGGCGGAUGACGACGGAGCAGUAAACAACACCGUCCCCCCGGCGGCCAAACGGGCCUGCACGGAGAAGAUAAAGGUGCUGGUUACGGGAGGAACGGGGCUUGUAGGCCGCGCUCUCGAGAGUCACGUGAUCUCCGACCCCCAGCCCAACGAAGAAUGGAUAUUCCUUAGCUCCAAAGACGGCGACCUGCGCGAUAUGGCACAGGCUAGACGAGUGUUUGAGCUGCACAGACCCACCCAUGUCGCCCACCUGGCUGCCAUGGUGGGAGGACUCUUCAAAAACAUGAAGUACAAACUUGACUUUUUGAGGGAGAACCUAUUGAUGAAUGACUGUGUGUUGGAGUGUUGUCGGGAGUUCGGGGUGUCUCGCUGCGUCUCCUGUCUCUCUACCUGCAUAUUUCCCGACAAGACCACUUACCCCAUCGACGAAACGAUGAUUCACAAUGGACCGCCGCACGACUCAAACUUUGGAUAUGCGUACGCCAAGCGAUUGAUUGACAUCCAAAACAGAGCCUACCACGAACAGUACGGCUGCAUGUUCACAAGCGUCAUUCCCACUAACAUAUUUGGUCCUCACGACAACUUCAACCUUCAAGACAGUCACGUGAUACCUGGCCUCAUCCACAAAUGCUACAUCGCUAAACAGAAAGAUGAACCUCUAACAGUGCUUGGGACGGGGUCUCCUCUGAGGCAGUUUAUCUACUCCAAGGAUUUGGCUCGGCUCUCUCUGUGGGUACUGAGGGAGUACCACGAAAUCGAUCCCAUCAUACUCUCAGUGGGAGAGGAGGAUGAGGUAUCGAUCAGAGAGGUGGCGUUGAUGAUCAACAAAGCUAUGGGAAUGAAGCAGGGCAUACAGUUCGACGGUAGUAAGUCAGACGGUCAGUUGAAAAAGACGGCGAGCAACUCAAAACUGAGAAAAUAUCUCCCCGAUUUCAAGUUCACUCCGAUUCAACAAGCUAUAGAUGAAACUGUUCAGUGGUUUUGUGAGAACUACGACACAGCAAGAAAAUGACUCUCAAGAACACAAAUCCUCCGAUUCGUUCCUUUUCUUCGCCAAAUGUCUCUAUCAUUCUAAAUUUUGUUGGGAUAAAAUUGAUACCUGUUCUAUAAAUGCCACAUAAUAAUACAGUAGAAACGAUGAGAACUGACACGCAAACAACAAAAGUGUUUAUCAAAUUUGGAACCGGGCUUGUGAUGUGAUAAAUAUAACUGAUCACGGUGUGGCAAUUGUGGUUAAUUGAAUCUGAUUGUGGUUGGGUCCUUGCGGUCUCGUUCUGCUAUGUGUCGGAGAACGUCCUUCUUGGUUAUGAUGCCCAGGAGCCGCCCGUUGUGUGAGACUAGGACCUGUCGCAGUCCCAUCUUUCUGAACAUCUCCACAACUGUCUCCAUGGGGGUCUGGUCGGAGAUCUGGAAGGGGGAGGGGUCCAUGAGGCCGCGGAAGUUGACGGAGGGAACGGUGCUCUCGAGCAGCUGCUGGUUGACUCUGCGGGUGGAGUCGAUGAAGAAGACUCUGGACUCGCGUGUGGUGCCUUCUCUUCUGUGGGUCACCUGGUCUGAGAACGAAGGUGAUAUCUUUCCUGGUGAGGAACCCGGCGAGGAGCUGGGAGGUGGAGUCAAGAACACAGGGAAAUCCGAAAUAGUCUGUCUCGCUGACGAGAUCCUGCAGAACCCCCACCGCUACUGUGGACAGGUCCACGAUUGAGAGUGGGGCGUCGUUUCUUCGUGGUCUCAUGACGUCGCAGGCCAACGUGUUGUGGGUGAACUCUCGUUUGCUGUCCAGAAAUGGGUAGCCAUAGAGAUGAAUGUGUCCGUCGUAGCUGGAGAGGUCAGUAGGUCAAGGAACUAACACAGAUGAAAGAACAGAGCACGCUUAAGACUCAGUGAAUAAAAUUGACUAAAGAAAGCAGUUUUUUUUUCAAGGCACCUUC
Molecule: messenger RNA, 1947 nt
Organism: Geodia barretti
Lineage: Eukaryota; Metazoa; Porifera; Demospongiae; Tetractinellida; Geodiidae
Source: the annotation of a GenBank genome assembly